Messenger RNA from Tinamus guttatus (white-throated tinamou), 700 nucleotides. The record is from RefSeq and is a predicted model, not a curated record. Lineage: Eukaryota; Metazoa; Chordata; Aves; Tinamiformes; Tinamidae.
GACAAUAUGCUAGAAUGAGCAUCACUUUAGGAUGUAGGAAGUACAAGCUUCAGCAUUUGGUUCCAGGGAGCCAUUGCUUUCCAGGAAAGGGGAUUCUGGAAGCUGCGCUUGCUGAGUGUCCACUUGACCUGAAUUUGUGCUCUUCUUUGCUGCAGAUUGAUUUUGAAGAUGUGAUUGCUGAGCCAGAGGGAACACACAGCUUUGAUGGGAUUUGGAAGGCCAGUUUCACCACCUUCACUGUAACAAAAUACUGGUUUUAUCGCUUACUGUCAGCAAUCUUUGGCAUUCCCAUGGCUCUCAUCUGGGGCAUCUACUUUGCCAUUUUGUCAUUCCUGCACAUCUGGGCUGUGGUGCCUUGCAUAAGGAGCUACCUGAUUGAGAUCCAGUGCAUUAGCCGUGUCUACUCUAUCUGCAUCCACACGUUCUGCGACCCACUGUUUGAGGCCAUAGGCAAAAUGUUCAGCAGCAUCCGAGCCACAGUACGGAAAGAGAUUUGAGGGACCUUUCAAGGAGAGUCAUCAGCCUAGAGUGGGAUUGGGUAUUUUGUUUCUUUUGGAGUUUUUUGGUGCCAGUUUCAAGUUUUCCAAAGCAACAUGCGGCAACUGGUGGUGGAUAGACUGGCCCAAAAUAAUAAUUUGCUCAGUGUCCUUUUCUACUGUUUAUUCCUACUGGACUACUUGCCGUUUUUUUUUUUUUUUUU